Molecule: messenger RNA, 2189 nt
Organism: Lycium barbarum (goji berry)
Lineage: Eukaryota; Viridiplantae; Streptophyta; Magnoliopsida; Solanales; Solanaceae
Product: pyrophosphate--fructose 6-phosphate 1-phosphotransferase subunit beta-like
Exons: 16
Coding region: 187-1866 (559 amino acids)
Biological process (GO): fructose 6-phosphate metabolic process; response to glucose; glycolytic process
Cellular component (GO): cytosol
Molecular function (GO): diphosphate-fructose-6-phosphate 1-phosphotransferase activity; 6-phosphofructokinase activity; ATP binding
Source: RefSeq, a predicted model, not a curated record
UUUCUCCUCCUGGCGCAGGUCCCACUUACCCCGCUUUAGAAUAGUUCAAAAGCGGCAUUCAUUCAAAAUCAUAACCAACUCUCCACUUUCUACGUAUUCCCUUAACAAUACCUUCACAUUUUCUCACAUCUCAUCUGUCUCCUUCUCGCACACAUUUCCAUAGGACUAAUUUGUUAAGAGGAAAACAUGGCACCAACAGCAAAAGAAGCAGCAGCAGCAAUGCCUGGUCGAUCGACUUCGUCGUAUAGUGAAGUCCAAGGCAACCGUCUCACUGUUUCGCUUCCUCUGCCUUCUGUCCUUAAAAAUUCCUUCUCCGUCAUUGAUGGCCCUCCUACUUCUGCCGCUGGAAAUCCAGGUGAAAUUGCAAAGUUUUUCCCAAAUCUGUUUGGGCAGCCUUCCGUGACGUUACUGCCAGGUCACACAUCAGGAGCUGCAUUGAAUCAUAAUCUUAAAAUCGGGGUUGUUUUAUCUGGAGGACAGGCUCCUGGGGGCCAUAAUGUCAUCUCGGGAAUAUUUGACUAUUUGCAGGAGAGAACAAAAGGUAGCACACUCUAUGGAUUCAGGGGAGGUCCAGCAGGGAUCAUGAACUGUAAAUAUGUAGAGUUGACAGCAGAUUUUGUGUAUCCUUACAGAAAUCAAGGUGGCUUUGAUAUGAUCUGUAGUGGUAGAGACAAGAUAGAAACCGAUGAACAGUUUAAACAAGCUGCAGAAACAGCUAAGAAACUUGACUUAGAUGGGAUUGUUGUGAUUGGUGGAGAUGAUUCAAAUACAAAUGCUUGUCUUCUAGCUGAGAACUUCAGGGGUAAAGGUUUGAAAACACGGGUUAUUGGAUGCCCAAAGACAAUUGAUGGUGAUUUGAAAAGCAAAGAAGUUCCUACUAGUUUCGGAUUUGAUACUGCUUGCAAGAUAUAUGCAGAAAUGAUCGGAAAUGUCAUGAUAGAUGCUCGUUCAACAGGAAAAUACUAUCACUUUGUAAGGCUUAUGGGUCGUGCUGCAUCACACAUCACAUUGGAAUGUGCUCUUCAGACACAUCCAAACAUUACCAUCAUUGGCGAAGAGGUUGCAGCUCAAAAGCAAACACUUAAAAGUGUUACAGAUUAUAUCGUAGGAGUAAUUUGCAAACGAGCGAAACUUGGUUAUAAUUAUGGGGUUAUACUAAUACCCGAAGGCCUGAUUGACUUCAUUCCCGAGGUGCAACAGUUGAUUGCGGAGCUCAAUGAAAUCCUGGCUCAUGAUGUUGUUGAUGAAGCUGGCAAUUGGCAAAAGAAACUCAGGAGCCAGUCUCAUGAGCUCUUUGAACUCCUACCGCAAGCAAUUCAGGAGCAGUUACUUCUUGAAAGAGAUCCACAUGGAAAUGUCCAGGUUGCCAAAAUAGAGACUGAGAAAAUGCUAAUUCAAAUGGUGGAAGCUGAACUGGAAACCAAGAGGAAGGAAGGUUCUUAUACCAAUCAUUUUAAAGGGCAGUCUCAUUUUUUCGGUUAUGAGGGCAGAUGUGGUUUGCCUUCAAAUUUUGACUCUAACUAUUGCUAUGCAUUGGGUUAUGGUGCUGGAGCACUUCUUCAUACAGGAAAAACAGGCCUGAUUUCCUCUGUGGGAAAUUUGGGAGCUCCAGUUGAAGACUGGACUGUAGGUGGAACAACGCUAACAUCUUUGAUGGAUGUGGAAAGGAGACAUGGUAAGUUCAAGCCUGUGAUUAAGAAGGCAAUGGUGGAACUAGAAGGUGCUCCUUUCAAAAAAUUUGCUUCCUUGCGAGAAGAGUGGGCUCUAAAGAAUCGAUACUUCAGCCCUGGUCCACUUCAAUUUGUUGGCCCAACAUCAAAUGAAACCAAUCACACUUUAAUGCUGGAGUUGGGAGCUAAAGCUUAAGCGAUUCCCAAAUUUGAACUCAAGCUUCUGUUCUUGGAUGUUUUUAGCAAAAUACAUUCAUCUCAUAUAGGAAAUGGACUUGGAGAACAAUUGCUUACUGUCCCAACAUGCUGGCUAUUUGUUGGGAAUUGUUCUUAUUUUUUUUCACAGGGAAAAAAGUUGUUCACAUUUUUCAUCAUUAUCUUUGAGCAAAUUGUUUUAGUCUUGCUAUAGAUUUAUGGUCUCUAUACUAGUAGCUAGCCCAAUUUCUGAAGCUAAGGUUAAAAAGAGAUAAUCUUCUCUAAUACCAAGGUUAAAUCCCUUUUAAUAUGGCUUUUGGAAAA